Molecule: messenger RNA, 684 nt
Organism: Dentiscutata erythropus
Lineage: Eukaryota; Fungi; Glomeromycota; Glomeromycetes; Diversisporales; Gigasporaceae
Source: the annotation of a GenBank genome assembly
AUGGAAUAUUCUAGUAGCUGUGAUAUAGACGUGAAGUUAAAAAUUCUACUGGAUGGUGUAGAGGGAGAAGGAAUUUGGUGCUGGGAUAAGUCGAAGAGAAGUUGGUCUGCUUCAGCCCAGGUUCCAUCACUUAACACACCUGCUGGUAGCGUUUCACUUGGUUCUAAUAUCACAGUCACUGAUGCAGCUAAAGCACCUACACCUGCAUCUAGUGCUCCAGCUUCAUAUGGUGGCCCUUCUUCCAGUCCUCCACCAGCUUCAUUCGCGGCUCCUUCUUCCACAGUUUCAUCCGCGACUCCUUCACCCAGUCCUUCUCCAGUUUCAUCCGCGACUCCAUCACCAAGUCCUUCUCCAGACUUAUCCGAGGCACCUUCACCCAAUCCUCCUCUAGCUUCAUCUGCGGCUCCACCCAGUCCUCCUCCAGCUUCACCCGCGGCUCCACCUUCUAGUGCCCCUACUACCGCCCCUCCCGCCAAACCAAAUCCUGUAUCACAACCUCAACCAACUUCUCAAUCUCCGGGACAAUCGUCCUCACUUAAUGUUGGGAUUUAUAUUGGUAUUGCUAUAGGUGGCAUUGUAAUUGGCUUAAUCUUUGCUUUUAUUGGAUAUCGUGCAUAUAAAAAACAUCAAGAUUCAAAAUAUAUUCCAACGCCUAGCAGCGCUGAUCACAAUAUGCUACAUUAA